This is a messenger RNA of Coprinopsis cinerea okayama7#130, 1557 nucleotides long. RefSeq lists its product as hypothetical. Gene Ontology annotation, cellular component: Cul4-RING E3 ubiquitin ligase complex. The transcript has 8 exons. NCBI's taxonomy places the organism in Eukaryota, Fungi, Basidiomycota, Agaricomycetes, Agaricales, Psathyrellaceae. Gene Ontology annotation, molecular function: protein binding. The coding region runs from base 1 to 1557 and encodes 518 amino acids. The record is from RefSeq and is a predicted model, not a curated record.
AUGCCAAAGGACCUCCCAGGUUUAUAUUGGGACCCAGAGAAGAAUCGCUACUUUCCUAUAUCGUCGAGGCGACCCAACCAUAGCUCAGCAUCCUCGCCGAAACCCCCUACGUUCCAAAAUGCUCCGGCAGUUGCGACAGCACCGUCUGACAAUCCAAGGAAAGCAUCGGGACCCUUCGAAGUCACUCCAAAGUUGGCCAUGAAGCGUAGGCUGGGGCGUAAAAAUUUGGCCAACCUCAACAGAAUAAUGUUAAGCUCGAGCUGGAACUGGACGGACAGCGAGCGUAUCAGACAAUGCGUAAAGCUGAACAACAUAGCUGAAACGAGCAAAGUUGCCCAUUGGGAAAUUGCUACCCUCGGUCGAGCCACCACGUUCUGCACCUACCCCAAUAAACCAGAAGAUCAUUUCACUGGAAGCAGAUGGCACUUGUUGGGCGAUAGUAUGGGUUGGAUAUCGCGAUGCAGCACGCCCCAAGGGAUCCUAGAGCCCGAGACCGACACAGAUGCCUAUGGACACGCUGUUGCCAGUCGCAGUGGAGCUGGAGAGAAUCCACCCUCGCACUGGCUGCCCUGGACGACAGAGCUGAAUCUACAACCAUCGGGACAUAUCACCUCUAUGUCAAUGUCUGGUUCGCGAUGGGUGGCUGCGGGGUCCGGUAAAACACCUCGCUUGGUUUUCUCUGACAUACAACGCUUGGACCAAAUGUGCAUUCUCACACUGCCCAAAGUCCGGGACCUUUGGACGUCCCACCUGCUCGGGGAGGAACUCGCACUAGGUGCCAGCACACGAGGAGUCUACCUUCCCUCCGUCGACCACUCCUCCUCGGUGGAGUUCCUUCACACAGAUAACGACGUCUUGUCAAUAACCCAGGAUGCCCACCUUAUAUAUACCGGCUCUCGAAACGGCACUAUCCAUCGGUUUGAUAAACGUAUUGGAUUCAAGCAUAGAGGGCAGGCCCUACUAGAAGGACGGUUCAACAACCGUGGCCACCAGAAAGGCCAGCGGUCUCCGGUCUUGAAGCUCGAACUCAUGGCCAACCACUCCACCUUUGCUGCCGGCAUUCUCGACUCAGGCCUUUUCAUCAGCCAUAUGAAUGGAGAUCUCCAGUUGUUUGACCUUCGUCGGCUCUCUUCAUCCGCCAACAAUAUCGAGCCCUCGAUACAAUAUCAUGGCCACAUUAACUCCUACAAGCAAGAUUUGGGUCUUGCUUUCGACAUAGACAACGGGUUAGUCUAUGCGGCAGGACUAGACUGUCGGAUCCGUGGGUGGAACCUAAUGUCUGGAGAACCACUGGAUCCUGCACAAUCGGCCGAGACAACGAGGUAUACCGCCACCCUGAACAUUGCUCAAUAUCGAGCGAAUCCCUUCAUCGCCCAGUUCGAUGACCCUAUUGAAGCGCUCCAAGUAACACCUGCAACCUAUUCCGACAAGAAUUCAGGAGACGAUAUUCACGCCAUCGAGGGGACAUGUUUGUGGGCAGCGAGCGGUCGAGACCUUUGGAAGUGGAACCUUGGCCAACGAGGAAUACCGUCAGCAACACCAUGGCCGCGACGUUAA